AGACGCUUGCCAGCGCCACCAACUCCCAGUGAGCCUCAGAGAGCUCAGUUGGCCUACGUACCUCUCCGUGAUGUUACCGUCUCCGUCUGCCAUAAAUAUCGUUUUCUGUCUGUUCUUCUUUUCGCCGACUACCGAUUCCAGCAGGAUCCUCGCCGUGUUCCCCACAGUCUCCAAGAGCCACUUCGACUUCUUCCAGCCUCUCCUUCUCACCCUCGCGUCCAGAGGACAUGACGUCACCGUUGUUAACAGCUACCCGCAACCCCGCCCCGUCAGAAACUACACUGACAUCAACUUGUCAAAAGAUUUCAAAACCGUCUACUUCAACAACAUCCCUUUCGAUAUUCUACCUCAAAUUCCUGCCAGUUUCCUGGACAACCACCUCUUCCUCUUGUCGCAGAUCGAGGACAACGAACCGACUUUUUCCCAUCCGGAUAUAACAAGACUCUUAAACUCCGACGAGAAAUUCGACUUAAUCAUCACAGAACUUUGGAACAGCGAUGUGUUCUUGGGAUUUGCACACAAGUUUAAAGCUCCUGUCAUCGUAAUGAGUUCCUGCAGCAUCCUCCCCUGGGGCAACGCAAGGUUUAGCAAUCCUGACAACCCUUCUUAUAUCUCAAAUACCUUCCUUAGUAGAUCCGGAAAGUUGGACUUCCUCCAGAGACUUGUUAAUACGUGCCAAGUGGUAGUGUCCAAACUGUUCUACAAGUUCUUCUUCAAUCACUUGUCAGAGAGGAUCGCCAAGAGGGUUUUCGGAGACUCUCUUCCUCCUCUGGAGGAUCUCGCCCUUAACACUUCGCUUCUGUUCGUUAACACCCACCACACACUUCAUGGAUCUCGACCAUUCAGCCCUCAGGUUAUCCAGAUCGGCGGCAUCCACAUCAAGGAAACUAAGCCCCUUCAAGAGAGAGCGCUCAGUCGGUCCACACCUCUCUCCGCGAUGUUACCGUCUCCGUCGUUCUCACGGGUCUUCUUCGCUCUGUUCCUCUUUUCCCCAACGGUAUAUUCCAGCAGGAUUCUCGCCGUGUUCCCCACCGUUUCCAAGAGCCACUUCGACUUCUUUCAGCCUCUCCUUCUUGCCCUCGCGUCCAGAGGACAUGACGUCACCGUUGUCAACAGCUACCCGCAACCCCGCCCCGUCAGAAACUACACUGACAUCAACCUGCAACACUUCAAAACCGUCUUCUUCAACAACAUCCCAUUUGAUAUUCUACCACAAGUGCCAACAAAUUUCAUAGAGAACCACCGCUUCCUACUGUCGCAAAUCGAGGGCAACGAGCUCACCUUUUCCCAUCCGGACAUCAGGAGACUCUUAAACUCCGAUGAGAAAUUCGACUUAAUCAUCACAGAACUUUGGAAUAACGACGUGUUCCUGGGGUUCGCCCACAAGUUUAAAGCUCCUGUCAUCGCAAUGUCUUCAUGCAGCAUCCUCCCCUGGGGCAAUGCGAGGUUCGGCAAUCCUGACAACCCUUCCUACAUCCCUCAGAUCUUCUUCAGGAAAUACGGAAAGUUGGACAUCCUCCACAGAAUUAUCAACACGUGUCAGUUGGCCGUCUCUCAACUGCUGUACAAGUUCGUCUACAACCCCAUGUCAGAGAAGAUCGCUAGGAGAGGGUUCGGAGACUCUCUUCCUCCUCUGGAGGAACUCGCCCUCAACACCUCGCUGUUAUUCGUUAACACCCACCACACUCUACAUGGAUCUCGACCACUCAGCCCUCAAGUCAUCCAAAUUGGUGGCAUCCAUGUCAAGAAACCUAAGCCUCUCCAAAAGGUGCUCUUUGCCAAACUUUACCAAAGAUUCGUGCUUAACAGAGUGUCUGAGGCGAUGUCAAAGAGGUAUUUCGGAGACGAGACCUCCGCUUUGGAAGACACCGCGAGAAACUCAAGUUUGCUCCUAGUUAACUCUCACUUCACUUUCUUCUCCUCCAAGCCACUGCCGCCUCAAGUGGUAGAAGUUGGCGGGAUCCACGUCAGGCAGCCGAAAUCGCUAAGUGAGAUUACACACAGUACUAUGAAGGUAUUGUGCUUGUUCGUGUGUUUAGCAGCCGCCGCGAGAAGUGCCAACAUACUAGCGAUAGUCCCGACUCUCUCCAGCAGCCACUUCGUCGUGUUCGAAGUCCUCAUCAAGGACCUCCUGAAGAGAGGGCACACCGUGACAACCGUCACCACGUUCCCUCAGAAGACCUCGAUAGCGAACCUCACAGACAUCGAUGUCAGCUCUGACAGAACCGUGUUCAAGAACAACUUGCCAGUGGAGUUUUUAUCGGUGAUUCCCGAAAGGUUCUUCUCCGUCGCUCACAGGUUCUUCGACUACCUCGCCGACGUCGAGAAAAUCCUGAGUGUCCCUGAGGUCGAGGCUCUGAUAAAUUCAAAGACCGUCUUCGACCUCGUUAUUUACGAGACGUUCAUUGACGACGUUUUCCUAGGUUUUGCGCACAAGUUCAGAGCUCCUGUUGUCACCAUAGGUUCCUGCCACAUGUUCCCUUGGGUUGUCGACAGGUUCGGGAUACCCGCCAACCCCGCUUAUAUUCCCGGGUUUUACAGCGAUUACAGUGGGACUUUGAACUUUUACCAGAGAGUUGAGAACACAUUUCUAGACCUCACCUGCAGACUGUUCUACAAAUUCCUGCUAGAACCGAGGAUGACUGAGGUGGUGAAGAAAUUUUUCGGAAGCGAUACACCACCAGUGCGAGACUUAGUGAAGAACAUAAGUUUGUAUUUAGUGAACACUCAUAGUAGCUUCUAUGGUGCUCGGCCGUUCCCGCCUCAAGUUGUGGAUGUCGCCGGAAUCCAUUUGGCUUCGCCGAAACGUCUCCCUGCGGAUCUCGACCGGUGGAUGAACGAGAGCGCAGACGGUGUCGUGUAUUUCUCUUUCGGCUCGAUGUUGAGAGGAGCGACUCUGCCAGAGGACAAGGUGAGGGCGUUCAUCGAUGUGUUCAGGACUCUGCCCCAGCGUGUCCUGUGGAAGUGGGAGGAUGACAGCGUGGCAGGACUGCCACAGAAUGUCAAGCUCAUGAAGUGGCUUCCUCAGCGAGAUGUAUUGGCCCACCCGAAGGUGAAGGUGUUUAUCUCGCACGGCGGGUUGUUGGGUACGACGGAGGCGGUGGUGAGCGGAGUGCCGAUCCUGGGUAUCCCGAUGUACGGAGAUCAGCCCAACAACGUGGCGGCCCUGGUGGAGAACAAGGUGGCCAUCCAUGUCGACUACAACAACAUCAGCGUUACCUCCCUGUCGUACGCCCUCAACACGCUGAUCAAUGACAAAAGUUAUGCCGAGAACGCCAAGAAGCUUUCUGAAAGGUUCCUGGACCGCCCACAGAGUCCCCUGGACACUGCAGUGUACUGGACUGAGUAUGUCAUCAGACACGGUGGAGCUCCCCACCUCCAGAGCGCUGCCGUACAUCUCACCUGGUACCAGUAUUAUCUGCUAGAUGUCAUCGCUGUCUGUCUAGCGGCCCUGGCUGCUACCGUAGCUACUGUCGUCUAUAUCAUCAAAACCUCAUUGAGGUUAAUGUGCGCUGUGAAGACCACUAAGUUAAAGUCGAAUUAAUGUUGAAGUAGUUUAGGUUAACACGUGUUUUAUAUAUGUUUGUAUUUGUUUCCUCAGUAACUUUAAGAAAUAAUUUAGAAAAUGUUCAUAAUUAGCUAUUUUACUAGAAAAAAUAAACAUUUUAUUUUUA
Homalodisca vitripennis (glassy-winged sharpshooter) is the source of this 3674-nucleotide messenger RNA. RefSeq lists its product as uncharacterized. NCBI's taxonomy places the organism in Eukaryota, Metazoa, Arthropoda, Insecta, Hemiptera, Cicadellidae. Gene Ontology annotation, molecular function: UDP-glycosyltransferase activity. The record is from RefSeq and is a predicted model, not a curated record. The transcript is spliced from 7 exons. The coding region runs from base 71 to 3544 and encodes 1157 amino acids.